AUGGUAAGCAGCUUGAUGAACACCAGCGAUCCAGAGUUUGUUGAAAAAGAAAGUUAUGUCUUCCCCGAUUUCAGAGCACUGCAGGUGCUUGGUAUAUGGUCCGUAUCAGAUGUCAGUUUUGAGGAGAUCACAAUAUUUGGAUAUGAGAUUUAUAUUGUGGAACAGUGGGCUGCGGAGAGGAGAUUAUCCACUCUAAUUACCUCUUACAACGGUAACUCUGGAGACCAGGUAUUAGCUGUAAGAGUGUUACUCCCCAAAAAUCUGGAGAUGUGGUCAGAUAAAUUCAAGGCCUACUAUGAUGAAUUGAUAAAAUUCUCUAGUCCCAAGGUGAUUGGAAAGCAUACUGUCUUCAUAACUGAUCUUUCGUCCGUACCGUCUGGUCUGAAUAUACUCCAGAUCCAGUGUGGUGACUUUAAAAAGGCUUGGGAGCUGUUCAAGAUUAAUUACGAUUUGAAACGGUUGCGUUGUGGGGGUAGGUCGGCAUUGCUAUUGAAAAGUCCUUCCAUGGCUGUGGCGAAUAAGUUCGCCUUACUGUAUAAAAUACCCAGGAAGACCCAUACGUCACAGCACCAUGAUGAUCAGCAGGAUACCGAAAUGCUCCAUUCCAAUGAAUUUGACGUCGGUGGCAUUGUAAAUCUUGAUUGUCCGGUGGUGGAAUUGGUGACUAUAAUACAAACAUGUCUUAGUUAUUUUUCGCUGUUUGAAUUUAUCAAGGAACAAAACGGGUUGUUGUGCAAUUAUACAAAGCAAGGUAUCGUAGAUUGGUGGGAUGUUUAUGGAAAAAUAUAUUUGGGUAGAGAUCGACCCAAAACAGAAGCAACCAUGGGACCGACGAGUGUAGCAUCACUCAUUAGUUUGGUAUUGAGUUGUUAUUUCAAACUCAUGGUCCUUGGGUUCAUGUCGGCAGAUGAUCCUUUCAAUGAGAAAGAGUUUUUCUCCGGUGUAUAUGCUUUCCAAAAGAAACACAAUUUAUCGAAAAAUCACAAAAAAACGUACUUAGACGAAAACACGGUACACAAAUUGUUUGAACUAACGGAUAAUGCAUCAAGCACGGAUAUUUUUAAAAUUAAAACAGUAGUCAAAUCGACAAUGAAAGACAUAUCAGGUAAGGGAAACUUUCUGCAAUUAUCGAAUGAUGUGCUGACAACAGAUUUACAAGUGCUCAUCAAAAAUAUCUAUGAUGGGAAAUUGGCUGCCCUUUGGAAGGAAGAAACAAAGUCAAGUAAGAACUAUACAAAUUUGAGAGAAAAAGAUUUUACAAGACUCAACUUUUCGAACGGUGAUUUACAAAAAAUAUUGGCUGAGCAGGACCGCUACUUACAACGUCAAAAGACAACAGAGAGUGGUUCAGUGCAUUCACCUUGCAACCGUAAUGGCACAGAUAAAACGCAAGGUAUAGACGAAACACUUCCCAAGAACACGUUUGGAAACCCGUACCAAAACUUUAAGACAUGUACCGGAACUUUUGAAAAAUCGGAUAUAUGUGGCGCACAGUAUCACAAUGAGUUUAAUAGACGAAAUUCGAUUACUUUUAAUAAUGACGGAACAAAUUGGAGAAUACUCAAAACAGGCGGAGCUGAGAGCCUACACCGGUGUAAUUCGAUGUCAGGUCUUUCAGAUAUCACAGAAAAAUGGACACUUCCAUUCGAUUCUUCUGUUGUUAGAAUUGCUAGAGAUGUGUUGCGAGUAAAGAGAGAAUUCAGCAAAGACGACUGUUUGGACAAACAGCCACAGUGCUCUGACUCAAGUUGGGACGGGUACCCAAAAGAGCUGAAAAUAUUUGAUCAGGCAAGUAGUAAUGUAGGAAAACGGUCUUUGAGCACCCUUAAACAGUCUCGGAUGUUGCAAGGUCAGUGUCUGGAACUGGAAAGUAAAGAGGGUCUUCUUUCCAGGGAGAUGAAGGAGUUGGACUCGAUGGUUGCACAACUUCGAUACAAUAUUAAAGUGUUAAACACCCGUGUAAUUGAUGUGGAACGUAGUGUGGGUAGGUUUGAUUCGGAACUAGCAAGAGUUACUGGGAGUAUUUUGUCACUAAUUCCAGACACUAAUAAUUCAGGAGGGGUCGCGGCCGAUAUUGAAGAGUUCAAAAGGUAUAUCAAUAACUUAGGUACUGCAGAAGUGACAAAAUAUGAGGGCUUCUGCAUAAAAAUAUUCCAGAACAAUCUAUUCAGUGAUUUAAAGAAAAAUGUUGAUUCUUGGUUUAGGUGGAUGUUUGGCGGAUUAAAUCAUCAUCAAAACAGUUCAGAAGCCUAA
Huiozyma naganishii CBS 8797 is the source of this 2253-nucleotide messenger RNA. It is a transcript of the gene STB6, whose product is annotated as Stb6p. Gene Ontology annotation, cellular component: Sin3-type complex. The record is from RefSeq and is a predicted model, not a curated record. NCBI's taxonomy places the organism in Eukaryota, Fungi, Ascomycota, Saccharomycetes, Saccharomycetales, Saccharomycetaceae. The coding region runs from base 1 to 2253 and encodes 750 amino acids. The transcript has a single exon.